UGGUAUGGAGAGUAAGUGUCCCCACUUCAUGUAGAUCACUCAAUAUACUUAAUUAGAGCUAUUUUUAUCUUGUUUCUCUUGUUCUCAUAUAUGUAAUUGGCAGGUAUCGUUUCUCUUCUUCCCAUAGAUCGAGUUUUGGGUGUAUCGGUUGUGAAGGAAGAUGGGGGAAGGUGUGAAGGUAUGCGUGACAGGAGGCAAUGGUUACAUAGGUUCUUAUCUCAUCAAGAAGCUCUUGGCCAAGGGCUACACCGUGCAUGCAACUCUUAGAGACUCGAACAACGAUUCAAAGGUGAGCCUCCUAAAGAACCUUCCACAAUCACAAGCCAAAUUGCAUCUCUUUGAAGCUGAUAUUUACAACCCAUCUCAAUUUGGCCCCGCAAUUCAAGGCUGCCACUUUGUCUUUCAUGUUGCUACUCCCCUCGUCAAUCAACCCACCUCUCACUCCCAGUACAAGGAUACUACUGAAGCCGCAGUUGCGGGAUCAAAGAGCAUCGCGGAGUCUUGUCUGAGAGCAGGAACGGUGAAGCGUCUGAUAUACACGGCGUCUGUUGUUUCAGCUUCUCCACUGAAAGAAGAUGGAAGUGGUUACAGUUACAAAGAUACAAUCGAUGAAACUUGCUGGACCCCUCUUAAUGAUUCCUUCGCUUAUCGAUACCCUCGUGAUGACCCUUUUUAUAAGGACUAUGUUUAUUCUAAGACACUGUCGGAGAAGCAUAUGCUGAGCUAUGGAGACGAUGGAAAUGGUGGUGGAUUGGAGGUGGUAACACUCCCUUUAGGACUAGUGGGAGGUGACACCCUUCAAUCUUUUAUAUCCGGUAGCGUCGCAGCUUGUAUCGCACCGAUCACGAAAAAUGAAAGGGCAUUCAAAUCACUCAAAUUCCUAAAUGACUUGCUGGGGAAACUUCCUCUUGUGCACAUUGAUGACGUCUGUGAGGCUCACAUUUUCUGCAUGGAGAGCACCUCCAUCAGUGGAAGAUUUUUGUGUGCAAAUUCUUAUGUUUCGAUAGAAGAGAUGGCUAAUCAUUACGCUCUUAAUUACCCUGAAUUCAAGGUGAAACAAGAACAUGAAGAUGGGCCGAAGAGGGAUAUCAAGUGGGUCUCAACAAAGCUUUGUGACAAAGGAUUCGUAUUCAAAUAUGACUUCAAGAUGAUGUUGGAUGAUUGUGUCAAAAGUGCAAGAAGGAUGGGUGUUCUCUAGUCUCCAUCUACACCCUUGCUAUAUUAGAAAAUAAAGGCUUAGAAGUUGCAAAGAUGAAGGGCUUUAAGUUAUUAUACAUUGUGGAACUUAAAAGACUUUUAUUCCUUCUUAGGAAUCACUGAGCAUUUACUAUCAGUAUUAUAUCCAUUUAGUAUUUUAAUUAAGUAUUUAUAUAAUGGUUAUGAUUUACACUACUAUAAAUAGAGGAU
This is a messenger RNA of Cajanus cajan (pigeon pea), 1407 nucleotides long. RefSeq names its product NADPH HC-toxin reductase 1. The record is from RefSeq and is a predicted model, not a curated record. Lineage: Eukaryota; Viridiplantae; Streptophyta; Magnoliopsida; Fabales; Fabaceae. Gene Ontology annotation, molecular function: oxidoreductase activity, acting on the CH-OH group of donors, NAD or NADP as acceptor.